Molecule: messenger RNA, 1272 nt
Organism: Alternaria metachromatica
Lineage: Eukaryota; Fungi; Ascomycota; Dothideomycetes; Pleosporales; Pleosporaceae
Exons: 4
Coding region: 1-1272 (423 amino acids)
Biological process (GO): sphingolipid biosynthetic process
Cellular component (GO): endoplasmic reticulum membrane
Molecular function (GO): 3-dehydrosphinganine reductase activity
Source: RefSeq, a predicted model, not a curated record
AUGAAGCUGUGGACUCAAGAUGACGAAGACGCUGCGGUGCCAUUAAGCCCAAAGUUGAGGAAGAUUGUGUUCGUGAAUAGUUCCGCAUCGCUUGUCCCGGCACCUGGCUACCUAGCAUACUCCGCCGCCAAAGCUGCUCAACGCUCACUUGCCGACACCCUACGCAUGGAAGUAAUGAGGUACUCAGGCCCAAAGAGCACGUACGCCGUCCAAUGUAUCUUUGCGCACAACUUCAUCACGCCAACGUUUCUACAAGAGCAAAAGACUAAACCCGAACUUACCAAGCGCAUCGAAGGCACGUCGGGCGAGCUUCACGAGUUGGAGAAGCAAUUCCCCUACGCUGCGAAGAUUGCGCCCGAGAUUGUGGCAAAUGUAGCGAGCGGCGACUAUGCUAAUGCGGCACAGCUACGGUAUCCUGAUCUUCUGUUCCCCGCCUCCAUCCUUGCCCUCGACACACAUUUCGGCCUCAUCAUGGAUAGCCUGCUCAGUCUAUUCCGUCCCACGCCACAGCCUCCAUCUGAUAGCGCACGUUUCACAAGUCCAGUGCAGCGUCCAACGCACUUGUGCGGUCCGCGAACCAUCUACAAUAGCGUCAAAGAUCUCAGUAAGCGUGUCGACUUCUACGAAGAAAUCACUAUCUUCGCUUGGCCGUCACGCGGAGGUGUGAUCGUACUCGAGAGGCCCUGUCCUGCAGAUUUCGACUUUCUCGGCCUCGACCGUCUCGAUCCUCCGAAGAAGCGUCACGCCACUCGACAAGAGGAAGACGACUUUGCUCAGCGCUUACUAUUGCUCGGUGGGAAGUGGUGGGAUUCUCCCGCUAGACACUCCCUGUUUACUCAACCCGACCACUUGCAAGAUGAGGACGAAAUGGCUGCUCUCCCUGAGCCGACGGCAAGGGAAAACGCGUGGGUUGGUGUCGCAUGGCCUAGUUCGGGUGGAUUGGUCGUAGCUGAGUGGCCGACCAUGAUGUACCCUGGUGGACGCAUGGACGACGUCGCUCCAGACGAUGUGUCGAGAUUAUUCCUGUGUUUGACAAUGGACGAGAAGGCGGCAGUGUUGAUAGACAGACUCGAAGGGAAGUGGUGGAAAGGAGUCAAGGAUUACGAGGGUAGGGCUUUCAUUGGCAGCUGGGGAAACCAUCGAGGCGAAGUUGGCGGACUUCAACAAACGUGGCCAAACGAGGGAGAGAGCCAGAAUCCUGUAUACCUUGCCCAUACUUUCGAACCGGACGUCAGGCCGCAAGGCGUGAAGAGUCACACCCUGCCACGCUGA